Messenger RNA from Protobothrops mucrosquamatus (brown spotted pit viper), 1959 nucleotides. RefSeq names its product AKNA domain containing 1 (gene AKNAD1). NCBI's taxonomy places the organism in Eukaryota, Metazoa, Chordata, Lepidosauria, Squamata, Viperidae. The record is from RefSeq and is a predicted model, not a curated record. The transcript is spliced from 15 exons. The coding region runs from base 201 to 1712 and encodes 503 amino acids.
CUGUGGCAUGGGUGUGGUUAAUAUAAGGGAACCAUAUUAUUAAAUGCUGAACAGGCCAUACAUUCUAGAUAAUUUGUUAUUCCCUUCAGCCAUGCAACACUCUUUUCCUAUGAAACAGUACCAGAGAUUCACAAUCCUUUCUUACAUUUACUGUGAUGCCUAAUAAGCAAAUCCUGAUUCAGCAUAUUUGAACACUCCUCAUGUUUCAGAUGCUGACAAGACAAGCUGAGGUUCAAAAUCAUAUCGAUCAUCUGAGAUUUAGUCCUAAGAUACCUCCUUGUUCAAAUUCACAUACAGCAGAACUUAGCGUUCAAGCACAAAGUACGGGAAUAGCUUCCAAAAUGCCUGCAUUUUCUCCUGUAACCAUUCCUAUGGACCACAUGCUUGAUUUUUCCCAAUCCCCUCAUUCAGCUAAUCCAGUAAGAAAACCAUCUGUGAACACUCCUUUUCUGCAAAAUGUAACAGAUGACAAGGAACAGAUAUUAAAGAAACAAACUGAAGAGCUGAAGGCAAAUGUUGAAAUAUUUUCUGAGUGUAUUAAACAGAAUGUAUUUUCAGUAGAAGAACACCUUCAGUUUUUGCAACUUUUAAAAGAACAACUGGAGCAACUGGAACAUUAUUAUGUAGCUACCAAGGAAAAGCAUUAUGCUUUGCAACGUCAAAACCAUAAGCAUUCAUCAAGAAAUAUUGGAGAAUUUGAUCCUAACAGAAAAGUAGAAGGGGAAAUAUUUAAACUUGGGAUGCUCCUUGAAGGUAUCAAAGAGAAAAUUGAGAAGACAUUCACUUCAUAUUCCUCAACGUAUAUAACAUCACCAUCACUCAGAUCCCACCCAUCUUCUGUUUGUUCAAGCCAUUCUGCGAGCCCUUUGAUUAUAAGUACCAAUGAAUCUCCCAAAAGGAAUGUUGCAGGACUAAAUAUUUCCCAAAAUGAGAACUAUUGGAAGAAUAAAAACCAUCUUGUAGAAGUAGUUCCACAAAAGGCACAUAAAAAAUCUAUACAAGGUGACAGCAACCAUCCGUUCCAGCAAAUGAAUUUAAAUGAUCUUCAAAUAAGAUCUUCAGCUCUAGCAAAUUUUAUGAGCAAAGAAUCUAAUGAGGUUGAUUGCACUUUACUGAAUGAACAAGGAAGAUCAGCUUCAGAUAACUUUCUUGAGAAAGAAGACAAGCAUAAAAUUAUUAUACAUCCUACAUUGAAAAUGCAGCUAUCAAGAAAUCAAAUAUGCUCCUGUUCUUCUAAUAGAACUAAAACAACAGAAUACAGAAAAGGAACUAGAGGACAUUCUGAUUGUGAAAGAUUUCCGAUCUUCUCUGAAGAAAAACCAGUGGAUUUAGAUGUAACAGGUUCUUUGCAAAAGAAUAGCAUUGCCCAGCAAAGGAUUUGUAAAGAAGAGCAGAGAGAAGAUUUUAUAGACAGAUUAUGUGACAGGCAGAAUCUAUAUAUUCCCCAAACCCGCUAUUCAAAGAUGCAUGAUACCAUUGUUCUUUCACCACAAUACCUUUCUGGUAGUAAUAUUAAUGGAAGGAAGUCAGUCAGUAAUAGGAGAAAAAGUAAAGACAUAAAUAGCAUGAUAUUAAACUGCACUUUGGAUAAUGCUAUACAGAUGGCAAACAAUUUGAAGACAACAACAGAACACAUGAUGCAAGCUGUCUCAGAAGAUUUAGCCAACGUCAAAAUUCAGACAUUAUCCAGUGGCAUAGCUCAUCAAUACUGACAGUGUAUUUUGAAGACUAAUAAACUAUGUCUAGAAUAGAGGUGCUCAAUGUGUAAAAAAUUAAAACAGACUACUGGAAAAAGAAACUUCUCAUGUUGUUUUUGAUGUAGCUAAAUUCUCUUGUCCAAAUAAAUCUAAUUAUUUUCACGUACCAUCUUAGAUACACCAUGUAGUACCUUCCUCUGUGUCAGAUUACAAACAGUUUUGGUUUCCUUAAAAGGUUAAUGGUUCUUUAUAAUAAAAUAUU